Rhopalosiphum maidis (corn leaf aphid) is the source of this 1528-nucleotide messenger RNA. RefSeq names its product histone deacetylase Rpd3 (gene HDAC1). Lineage: Eukaryota; Metazoa; Arthropoda; Insecta; Hemiptera; Aphididae. Gene Ontology annotation, molecular function: histone deacetylase activity. The transcript is spliced from 9 exons. Bases 1 to 1476 code for a protein of 491 amino acids. The record is from RefSeq and is a predicted model, not a curated record.
AUGUCUAUUACACCAUUCAAGAAACGCGUCUGUUACUAUUACGACAGUGACAUAGGAAACUAUUAUUAUGGACAAGGUCAUCCUAUGAAACCACAUAGGAUUCGAAUGACUCAUAAUUUGCUUUUAAAUUAUGGUUUAUAUCGUAAAAUGGAAAUAUAUAGACCUCAUAAAGCUACUGCAGAAGAAAUGACCAAAUUUCAUAGUGAUGAGUACAUACGGUUCUUAAGAAGUAUUCGUCCUGAUAAUAUGAACGAUUAUAACAAACAAAUGCAAAGAUUUAAUGUUGGUGAAGAUUGUCCAGUUUUUGAUGGUUUAUACGAAUUUUGUCAGCUAUCUGCGGGCGGUUCAGUAGCAGCAGCUGUAAAAUUAAAUAAACAAUCUGCAGAUAUUUGUAUCAAUUGGGGAGGUGGUCUUCAUCAUGCCAAAAAAUCUGAAGCCAGUGGCUUUUGUUAUGUUAAUGAUAUUGUACUUGGUAUAUUAGAAUUGCUUAAAUACCAUCAACGAGUGUUGUACAUUGAUAUUGAUGUCCACCACGGUGAUGGUGUUGAAGAAGCAUUUUAUACAACUGAUAGAGUGAUGACAGUUUCAUUCCACAAAUAUGGCGAAUAUUUUCCUGGUACUGGAGAUCUCAGAGAUAUUGGUGCUGGAAAAGGAAAGUACUAUGCAGUUAACAUUCCCUUAAGAGAUGGAAUGGAUGAUGAUAGUUAUGAAUCAAUAUUCGUACCAAUAAUUACUAAAGUAAUGGAGACGUUCCAACCUAGUGCAGUUGUAUUACAAUGUGGAGCGGAUUCACUUACAGGAGACAGGCUUGGAUGCUUUAAUCUAACUGUUAAAGGUCAUGGCAAAUGUGUUGAAUUUGUAAAACGUUAUGGCUUACCCUUUCUUAUGGUUGGCGGAGGUGGUUAUACUAUUCGAAAUGUAUCUCGAUGUUGGACAUAUGAAACAGCUGUGGCCUUGGGAGCUGAAAUUGCUAAUGAAUUGCCGUAUAAUGACUAUUUUGAAUAUUUUGGGCCCGAUUUUAAACUUCAUAUCAGCCCUUCGAAUAUGACUAAUACAAAUGCUACAGAGUAUUUAGAAAAAAUUAAAAACCGACUCUUUGAAAACUUACGAAUGCUACCUCACGCGCCAGGAGUUCAAGUGCAAGCUAUCCCUGAAGACGGAGUACGUAAUGAGUCAGAAGAUGAAGAUAAUGUUAACCCAGAUGAAAGGAAUCCUCAAUCUAUUACAGAUAAACGAAUUGCACCUGAUAAUGAAUUUAGCGAUAGUGAAGAUGAAGGAAUGGCUCCUGGUGUAGGGGGUGGUGGCCGAAAAGAUAAUAGAUCUUAUAAAACUGUCACACCUGCUAGAAAACAAGCACGUUUGGACUCGAAUAGGAUGGAAGUCGAUGAACCAGAAUUUAAUAUUCUAAAAGAUGAUAAAGAAGACAAAUCUGUUAGUUCUGAUGAUUCUAAUAAAAAGGAUGCUGUCAAGUCGUGAAUUUAUGACUAAAAUAUAUAAUACAAUUGUAAAUAAUUUAAAAAAAAAAAAA